Molecule: messenger RNA, 2175 nt
Organism: Pochonia chlamydosporia 170
Lineage: Eukaryota; Fungi; Ascomycota; Sordariomycetes; Hypocreales; Clavicipitaceae
Product: proteinrelated to glucan 1, 4-alpha-glucosidase
Exons: 2
Coding region: 1-2175 (724 amino acids)
Source: RefSeq, a predicted model, not a curated record
AUGCAUUCUACCGAUAGAAAUUCGCGAUCGGAGAGAAGGUCAUCGACAAGGAGAUCAGCACGAUUGUCGACAGAAAAUGCUGGCAGCGACGACGAAUACGACUUGGCUGCAAGUGCUGUUCCAGAUGGAUUCCGUCCGUCAGCCAACAACAGGCCGAAUGUGCCAAGCCCGACCUCACCACCAUCACCAAUGCAACCUCGGAUCCAACUGCCCAAUUUUCCUCGAUCACCACCACCUGUUGCAACAAGCCCAUUAAAAGGCCUCGCCGAUUUCAACCGACCUUCCAGCACGUCGAAGCCUCCUCGCCUCCAUGAUUCCCUGACGCUCCGUAAUGACGGAUUGACAGCAAGUCGAGUUGGACAGGCCUCUUCGUCCAGCAGCUCUUUACAAGACGAUGGAUUAUACCCGGGCUCGACUCAGCCAUCCCACCCAUAUCAAAUGUAUCCCCAGAGAACAUAUAGCAAUGCCACUUCCUCGACGGGCCCAUCCUCCGAAACGGCUGAUGGGAGCCAUGGUCCGACUCACCCAUACACCCUGUACUCGCAAAGUACGACUACUCCAGAGGAUCCUACACAACACCACAUCCCUGUUGGCUUCAAUGGCAUGGGCAAUGGCUAUCGAAGACAAAUUGGCCCGGAUGGCGAGGAUGCCGGAGAUUUAAUUGGGCCACUGGGUCAUAUGGAAGAACUCCCGCCAUAUACACGGUAUCCUCAAGAUCCUUUUCAAGACAAGCUGGAAAAUGAGAGUGAGAACAAUACACCCCCUGUCGUUACGGUCGAUGUGACUCGAGCCACAACAGUAGGGCUUUCCCAGUCAUCACCAGUUCAGCCCAUUCCUGGUGCCGGUGGAAUUGGCCUUGCUACUCGAAACCCCGAAUUCGCCUCCACAGAAGACUUGGCUGGCCUGCCCCAUAGAUCUGGUUCUUCGAUACGCAGCAGAAGUUCUCUUGAGAGCUACCAUGAAAUUAAUGGUGCGGCUCGAGACUUUGCAGAAAAACCAAGCCCGAGCAAGUGGCAACGACGAGCCAAGAAGAAGCUAUGGGGCGUAGUGCCAUACUGGGCAAUAUGUCUAUUGCUGUCUGGCAUUGUUAUCAUGGGCGUGGUCAUGGGUACGGUAAUCGGCACGAUAGUGUCUAGACACGGCGGCUCAAAGCGCAAGGGUGAUAAGCAAUUUGACAAAGACCAACAAGGUUCGGAUAGUAAUGUCCAAUAUUUGGAUCGACCACCGCCUGGACUGCCCCCACUUGCAACAGGUUGCUUUGCACUCCCAACUAUGGAGAAGUAUCAAGUACCCAAGGCUUGCUUCAAGGAUUCAGAACAGACCCCAGCUUGGAGUUGCGAUAUGCCUUUCCGGUGGUAUUCGAUGAAUAUUACAGAACCCUUCAACAGCGCUGGAACUUGCAACUAUUCCUUGAAGCUCGCACCAUUUGAUGCCAAGGCCUCUAAGUUUAUCUAUGGAACGCAGCCCCCAGAUAUUCCCGAUUUUAGAUCUAUGUGGCUUGUAACUGACCUGGAGGAGAAGAACCGUGGCCCCGCGUGGUUUCUUCAGCUAAGAUAUAACAAGACUGUUAUGGUUCGGGAAGACCAGCUCACAGUCCCCGGCAAACCGAAUGCCAAGAGGGACUGGGGACAUUCCAAAGAUCCAUUUCCCUUUGUCGCCAACUCGCGCUUCCAGAGAAAGGGCAUGGCUGCCACCGAAGGAGAUCGACCGUGGAUUUGCACCUGGCCCAAUGUUCUGCUUCAGGUUUUCAUUUAUCCAAACCAGACUUUUACGCCACCGAGACCUUCUGCGGUGCCUAGCCCUUCAAUGCGCAGCCCGUUCUAUCAUCCCACUCCAACACCAACACCAGAUGGUCCGCCUGAUCCAAAGUUCAAGGAGCCGUAUCCAAAGCUUGUCAAGUUUGUCGAGAAGCGCCCGCCCAGUGCCGGCCUGUUUGCCCCAGCGACCUGCACACAAUACAAGAUCAUCAACGAUGGUCAGGACAAAGUACCUGUCAUGCAGGAUGGAAAGCCGGUGACAAUCACUAUUGACGAGGUGAUCAAAAAUCCGAAGCGAACAAUCACCCAGCGGUCUGCUGAGUCAAUGUCUGAGGAUAUUUCAUCGUUCUCGUCCCUUGAGAGCAGGGGCAUGGACCUGACUCCUUGUGGAUGUGUAUCGUUUUCGUGGUCUGUAUAA